Messenger RNA from Cyphellophora attinorum, 4029 nucleotides. RefSeq names its product Mediator of replication checkpoint protein 1. Bases 1 to 4029 code for a protein of 1342 amino acids. Gene Ontology annotation, biological process: mitotic DNA replication checkpoint signaling; activation of protein kinase activity; mitotic G2 DNA damage checkpoint signaling. Gene Ontology annotation, molecular function: anaphase-promoting complex binding. NCBI's taxonomy places the organism in Eukaryota, Fungi, Ascomycota, Eurotiomycetes, Chaetothyriales, Cyphellophoraceae. The transcript has 2 exons. The record is from RefSeq and is a predicted model, not a curated record.
AUGGCCUCCUCACCAGUGUCUGCGGCAGAUGCUGCUGGUUCGGAUGCUGAAAUGCUCACUCCUAGCCGCAAGGUACGAGCACUGCUGGCUCAAUUCGACGACUCCGACUCCGAGAACGAAGCAAGCAACACGCGUGUGAACGGCUUUGCGGACCGUAAGACCAACGGAACAUCAUCAUCUGGGGCGCAGUCGUCGGACGACAGCGAUGACGAUGCUCCCGUUGUCAGGAAGAGUCGCAUGGCUGCUCGUCUUGAGCCUGAAACUCAAAGACGCGAGCCUACGGCAGGUGGUGUCACAGCUGCAGCAGACGAGCGCAAAAGCGAUGGAGAACAGUCUCGCGAAGAUGCCGCACCUCGCAGACGCCUUCUGACAAAACGCAAGAGCAGGCCUGGAGCGCCGUCGACUCCUGCCACGUCUGUCCAUUCCUCCGCGGCGCAUUCGCCUCUGUUCUUCCCAUCUCCGACGCGUUCACAGGCGGCAGCAAGCGACGCGAGAGGCGUGGCGGGAGGAGACGCCUCUGAUGGCGAACGCUCAACGCUGGCCGAGCCACUGUCGAAAUUUCAGGCCCUGGUCGAGAAGCAAGCAAAGUUACGGCUCGAGCGAGAAAAAGCAGAGGAGGCAAAGCGUGCGGCCCGUCAAGCAUCUCUCGAGGAACAAGCUCGUAGUCUGAAGCGACAGCGUGGCUCAAGUCCAGGCGACGACUCUCACGAGUCCAGCGAGGGCUCGGACGCAGAUGCGGCCCGCAGGAUUGCAAAAAGGGCCAAGCCGACACGGAAGGCCAGCAAGAAAGCUAUCGAAGAGAUGAAGCGCGAGACUCAACGGUUGAGCCGGAACAAUCAGCUCGCUCAUCAGGCCCAGGUCAGGAAGAAGAUCACAAAGGAGAGUCUUCUUGCCAGAUUUGGUCUGGCACCAAAGAACGCGCCACUUCCUGAGCAAGGAAGUGCCAGCAGGGCGAGUUCCGUGUCAGACUCUGACUCGGAAGUACGACAUCACAGUACUCCUCCCACGAGCCCCAUGCAGAGUCCGCCAAAGGACACACCGAAGGAUCUUAGCAAGCAGUCCGCCACCGAUCAAGUUGUCGAAGCUCCGCCGUUGGCCGAAAUCGGACUGGAGCCUUUGCUGGAUGUCAGCAAAGGUAAAGGGAAGGCCAUCGAAGGCGCUCCGGAUCUGCCUGAGCCAGUAAUUCUCGGGUCCGCCCUUAUGCCCACUGUUCCUACUGCAACAGCCGGACUCGUGGUCUCGACAGACGACAAAGUAGACAAACGAGCUAAGAUAAAGGCAAUGCUGAGGGCAGUCGGGGUAGGUAGUGCUGAUGACGCCGACGAUGAUGAGCUCGAUGUCGUCACCAAUCCCGGCGAUCAACGCAAAUACGCCGCAUUCGAGAAGCUGCCAAAGCACAAAGCGAAGGAGACAACCUCGCAUCUUGCUCUGCGUACGCUAGCUCAUGUCCACGAAAGAAACAAAGACGACAAGUCGACCAUGACUCAAGCAGAGAUGGCAGCUAACCUGCGAAAGGCAGCUCGUCUGCAGGCACGUGCAGAGCGCCAGCAACGGAUCGACGAGCUGCGAGCCAAAGGUGUCGUUAUUCAGACUGCCGAAGAGCGUGAUCGUGAUCAGGAAGUCGUUGAAGAUCUGGUAGAGAGAGCUCGAGAAGAAGCUGCGGAGCUGGCGAGGCGCGAGAAGGAGGCUGCCAAGAAGGACGGUACCUUUGAACCGCUUGACCUUGAGAACGAGGAAGGGAAGCUCUUCGAUGAUCAGGCCGACGAUGACGAUGAGGAGGAAGAGGAAGAGGUAGCGCAAGAAGAUGAUGAAGCGCUCAGGCGGGAAUCCGAUGAUGAGGAAGGAGACGAGUCAGACCUUGCGACCGAACUUGCCGUCAAGACUCCGGCAGCUGCCAAAGUUCGCAACACACGCGUCAUCAGUGACGAUGAGGACGAUGCGCCACAGCUCGAGACACCUAAGCUACCACAACUAGCAAAGACACCACAGACGAUUUCUUCUCGAUCAGCUAGGAAGCAGAUUCCAGGUUUGAACAUGUCUGAUGAUCUCCCUCUUGGGCUGACACAAGCGUUUGGGGCAACUAUGGCCGACUCGCAGAGCCAGACUCAGCAGGAAGAAAAGGACAGUAUGGACUACGUGCACGACCUGCCUUCUCCAGGGCUGGCUAUCAUGCCUCGUCUGAACCGCAUGGAGUCACUCGAUCUGGUCACAGACAGCCAGCCCGCCACGCAGACACAGCCGCUCGAUAUUAGUCUAACACUCUCGCAGCCGCAGGCCAUUCCUGAGUCGCCGUCUCUUGUUCGUGGGAUGAGCACGACGCAGCCCACUCCGUCGCAGGCAGCCUUUGAGCCGACUCAGGAUGCGGACUACGUGUUCAGCCCCUUCCACGGUAAUCGCUUCACGGCAGAAUCGCCUUCCCUCCGGCCUCAUUCGACGAUCGACACUGUUCCGUUGAAUGAGGUGGAAGCUAGUCCCAUUCUUGUGCGAAAGGGUCGUCUUCGGAGAGGACGUGCUGUCGACGACGAGUCCGAAGCAGACGAUGGCGCAGAAGCUGAUGCCUCAGUCACAGCCUUUGAAGUGAUGAAACGAGCAGCGAAGAAGGCCGAGAUGGAGACCUUCGACAAAACAAAAUCUAAGGCCAAGGACAUCGUCGAUGAAGCCGCCGAGGAAUCUGACGACGAAUAUGCAGGUCUUGGAGGCGCCAGCGAUGACGAGAACGCCCACGACGUGGAGAAUGAGGACGAUCGGCGGAUCAUUGACGACGACACACAGGUGGGCAAGGGCGAUGAAGCUGCGCUGGCCGGCUUCUAUGCCGAUCGAGAGCGCAAGAGCGAUGAGGCCGCAGUCAACAAGCUGUACCAAGAAAUUAAGACGGGCAAACUGCGUAACAGAAGAGCUGUCGGUGGUGACCUCGAUCUAUCAGACGAGGAAGACGAAGCUGCCCGAAGGAGUGAAGCUAAGCGUCGGGAGCAUGCGAAGAUGCGCCGCGAGCUACUCAAGGAUGAAGCUGUCGGCAAGAUUGCGGAUGAUCGAAAGAAGGAAGCUUUCCUACGAAGCAUCGAAGACCGCCAUGAUGCUUCUGAUGACGACGAACUUGAGGUCACCGACAAACAGGACGAGUCGCAAUCUCAGGACCAGGCUGGACAGCACUCGAUCACGGAAACACAGUCCGGUCUCAAGCGCAAGCGUCCCCUAGAUCCCACGUCAGAGUCCCAGCUCAACCGUCUCCCACCAGCCCUCCGACGCACCGCUAUCGACAAGAAACCAUCCACAGUCGCCGAGAUCCGCGAGAAUCUCUCCUUCCUCUUCGAAGAACCCGACUCCCUGUCCAACAGCGCAUCCCUUGAGCUCUCGGACUCUGACGACGACGACCCUGGAAAAUACGUCAACCUUGACCGACACUACGACGAAGCUGAAGCCGACGAGCUCGCUGCCGCGGACGAAGACGGCUCUGGCUUGGGAGACUUUGUCGUCGACGAUGAGGAGGAGGAAGACUCGACCGUGUCAGACGGCGUCUUCAAGAAGCCCAAUUUUCCCUACUCCGCAUCCUUCUCUUCUCGCACCACCAACACCAAUCCACGCCGUUCUCGCGGCACAGUCAUCAACCGCCUCUCCCUUACGCGCGCGUCUUCAACCGCCUCGUCCACAACCUCCAAUGGUCUUACAAAGAUGGCAUUCAUGGCCAACACAGCCACCGUGUCCGCAACAUCGACAUUCAGACCGCCCUCGUUGCUGCGUCGCGCCACAACGAAUAGCAGUUUGUCAUCUCUUAGCUCAGAGAAUGUCUCCGCGACGGGCGUGAGUAUCGCCAAGACGGAGAGGGGGCACGUGAGUGAGGAGAAAGCGUUCGUGCGGAAAGGGAUGGGUGGGAGGAGGAACGCGGUGAAUUACCAGGCGGGUGAGCGGCCGCAGCAGAAGGCAGCAGGAAAUUCGAGAAGGGGCAAGGGUGGUGCGAUGGGGAAGAAUGCGAAAGGAGGUGGUGGUGGCGGCUUUCUGAAUGGGUUGUUGAGAGGUGACACCUGGGGCUGA